Porites lobata is the source of this 23546-nucleotide messenger RNA. The record is from the annotation of a GenBank genome assembly. Lineage: Eukaryota; Metazoa; Cnidaria; Anthozoa; Scleractinia; Poritidae.
AUUAUAUAUAUUGUCCAGAUGGCUUCUCGGUUUGUUUUUUCAAGUCAUUCUUUGACGGAACUGAAAGUAAAAAUGAAGAAGUUGUUUCAUCUUUUCUCGUUAUAGCCUGAGUUUCUGAUUCUUUGUGGGGUCUUUGCUAGUUCUUGUCAAGUGGAUCAUUAAUACUAUUCAGAGCCACGCCCUUAAUCCUAUUGAAGAACUUGGCAUUGAGGAAUUCAACCAUAUCCACAACAAAGAAGUGCUUCAAUUAUCGCCGCUCACAUUUGAAUAUUCUGUGUGGCUUGAUCACAAUGGCGGCAUCAACUGAGUCCUUCUAGGCGACUUCGGAGCGAUUUUUCCAGCUCUGCAGCUGUUUCCGUCGAUGAAACAACUUCUUUGAAUCAUUCAUGCCUUAGGGGAAUGGGAGGUCCACAGGCUGAAAUGUUUCUUCGAGUUCUUUUGAUGCUGGGAUUUGUAUCCUUCUGGCAGAUUUGUCCUUCAGGUGAGUCGAUUGCAAAACACUGGUGUUGAGCUAGGUCACGCUAAGAUGUUCAGAGCAUUGAAAGCAACUCUAGCGCAUUUUACAGUUACAUUGUAAGCCUGUUUGAAGAUGUACAAACCAAUUCUAGAACACGCAACUUCGUGACCGAGAAAUCGUGAAAUCUGGCUACUACUGACCUAGUUUUUUUUAUUUGAAUUCGACGCUAGCUUUACAAUAACUCGACAAAAAAUGGCUUCAAAUAAACUAACGAUUAUAUAAUGAGUUGCUCGCGUGUUUGGCUGAUCUGAAUGUUGAAAGGAAGUCUGGUUUCCCAUCUUUUCCGACUGCCGGAAUUUAUCUGUGCCAAAACAAGUAUUAGUCAACAAAUCCGACUCCAUGUGGCACAUGUGCUCAGUGGCCUUGAUACUUCCGCACAGUUUGGUGUAAAACAAAACAAUUUCUAAACCCUAAGAACUCAGCUAGACAUUUCAACUCGGAACUGUCUUUAUGACUGCAAAACGAAAGUUUUGCUUAUUGACUGCUCAUUGUUUUACGCUUCAACCUUUAUGAUAUGCCUCAAGGUUCAGACAUCGAAUUGCGAAGCAUGGAAAUGCAUCCUAAUGAGUUUAACUACACAUAUUGAGUGUCAUAUAAGUGGUCUGUUCAAAUCAAACCGUUCAUGUUGUAGACGGUUGGAUCUUUAUAAACAAACCAUAUUAUUUUUAUAAACUACAGAGCGCGUUUUCGUUUUGAUGGCAAGCUGUUAUUUUACCAUAUUACUGAAAAUUGAUCAUCAGACAUUAAAUUAAACAACUAAUCAGAUUUAUGUAGCAUGUGACGUGAUAUAACUUUCAUCACAGAUACGAACUAUUAAAAAGUUUAUGGUGCAUCAAUGGAUUUGAGGUCAUAAUAAGCGCCUGAAGUGCUACAGGAAAGCCCGACUAACACAAGCGGCUUGCAAGUGAUGGCCCAUUAAAAAGACAGACCGUCUUGCUUUCUCUUCAAUUCUAAUCUUUUUAAUCAUAAAUUCCUUCUUUCGACGCUUCUUACAUGUAAGACAAAUCUACUAUUCGACCUAAAUAAACAAAAACGUGGUAUGUCUAUAGACGGUGUUUUGUAAUUGUAUUAUAGAAAUUCAGUUUGAGUUAACUUCAGGCCGGAAGCAUGUCUUCCUAAGUUUAUAUAAACAUUCUUCAAUAGAAUGCCAAUUUUUUUUUACCAUAGUAAUUUGUCGAACUUUCCACCACCUGGGAACAGUCAAAGGCUACUUUUUUGCAGUAGGGAGACAAUAAAAAACACGCGAGUAAAAACCCGGUUUUUUAGAGAACCCAGGGGCACCUCGUAAAUACAUUGAUAACACGUUUUAGGCUAUCCAGAGUUUUUUAGAUGUCUAGAAAUGCAUUCUAAGUGGUGCUGUAAAAUUUGUAUCUGUUCGUUCAUCCUAGGGAACUUGAGUCUUUUGAAAUUACAAGGGCUUCAGUAUUAUUUUCGCGAAAAUUUUAAAUGCAAUUUGAAGUACUACGCGAGUGUGACAUUUUUUUAUUUCUCUCUCCAUUGCGUUCAGAGUCCGAAAAUUUUGGGUUUCCUUUUCUCUUCGAAAAAAAGCCAAACUUGAGAAGUGAAAACUGACCAUUAAACUUCAGAAAAUCUUAAGCAGUUCAUAAGAAAGCUUCGAACUUGAACCCGAGUUGAACGGUCAUCGAGAAUUUUUUAGCCGUCCUCAAUAGACAAUUUUCGACAAUAUUUGCUUCUCCCAAGAGAUAUUUCACAGAAAACAGUCGUUGGGUGCCCCUGAAAACCCGUUAGGCUAAAAUUUAAAACUACAAGCCAAGUAGAUAGUGCCUUGUGAAAGUACUGCAUUUCAUCCACAUUCUAAAAAUUACGCAUAGUCCACGUUGAAGAGAAGCUCUCGGCGCUUGCCGUUUGUUCAAGAUGUCUAAAUUUGCUUACAUUGCAUUACGAGUAUGUUUCCCACUCUUCGUGCGUUCACUUCUGUCUGGUUUAUCCGCAUUUGUCAUGUUCGCAGCUGUCCUGAAACUUAAACAGGACAAGCCGAAUUAAAGCAUUUUUCUGUCCAAUCUUCUUGACUGCGGAGGUGUUCGAGUAUUUCCCCGAUUGGGGACUGCCCUCAAGUUUAAAAAGGGAAGAAAAAUUCGUCUUCGCUUGUUUACGUUCAGUUUUCAACCUUGAUACAGGAAAUGCGGUAAGACAUCUCCUUAAUGAACUCUGGAAACCCAUGUUUACCUCAGCUUUAUUAAGGGGUUACACUGAUUUUAUUGUGCCAAUAGUGACAACAGGGAGCUUUAGGAAUUUGGAACAUUAGUGACGGCAACGAGAACGUCACGAGACAGGUAGUAGGUUUAUAGAGCAAAACAAUAACUUUGCAAGUGCGUGACACUUUUUGGUACAUGUCUUUGCCGUCGCUGCACGACUGCGACGUGAAAAAGCCUAAUUUCACGUUUUUUGGAGGACGUAAACAAGCCACAACGAAUGUUUCUUUCUCUUUCUAAACCUGAGUGUAGUCCUCAGUCGGGGAAAUACUCGAACAAAUUCGCAGUCGAAUUCAUACGUCAUUUUGAGGCCUCAGUGUUUUUUGAUGAGUCACUUGAGCGGUUACCACCUGGAAAACGAGGAAAACCCGCGAAGAGCACUUUGCAUGGGGAAUUACUAUUUCCGUAAGUUAUCUGCUUUAAAAGAAAUGAAAAAAAUGAAUGAAAGAAAUGAAUAACUUGGGAAAACCUAUCUUUUUUCCCAUCAGAUGCUACAAUCGAUUUGUUGGUCAAUGGAAUCACCACCGUCGGUAAAACUUUUAGGGUAGUUUGUACUAUGAAAGAUGGUGAGAGCUUUGUUGGUUGGUUUGAUGUGAAUGGAAAUGAGGUCACAGCUCGUCCCAUACCAGACGAACUUAUACCGGGUAACUAUGUAGAGGAAAGUGGGAAUGCGUACACGCUUGUGAUCCAAAACGUUGCUGUCGCCGAUGGUGGAAAUUAUACCUGUAAAGGGGACAGGUCCGAAAGUAAAUUCACUCUCUUUAUUGAGUGUAAGUAUCUUUCAAUGUACUACCAAUUUGCGACUUUUAUGCUGCCGAUAAUGCAAUUUGUUUUUUCCACAAAAUUUUGCACAAAUAUUGAUUUCAAUCCCUCUUGGAACUAAUGAUCUUUUUUGAGAAAUUGAAACAAAACUUAUGCAAAAUUUUGUGGGAAAAACAAAUAGGAUUAUCGAGACUUAUCGCCGUAGUCGCAAGUACGCUAUGUAAUGCUCAGGAGAAAUGGAAAACAAAGGUUAUGCUAAAUUUUGGUGGGCAAACAAAGUGCAUUAUGGGAGAUGUGCAAAUAGCUAAUAGCACGACUCGACCACCAACCUUGUUCCCAGGUCUUUUUCCUUCCUUCCGCCAUUUUCUAAGAGAAAAGCUCUCGGGACGAGUUUCUCUUAAAGCUGUUUUAUAUGAAUCCUAUCAAAUUUCACAAACACUUCAAGAAGAUGUCAAAAGCUUUGUCCAGAUGCCAUGGUAGGGGAAACUUUACUUCCCCGGGGAUUCUCUAGGAGUUUUUGGGUGGAGGUGCCCUACUGUGACCUUGGAACCGCUUCGUUUAUGCCAGUUCUUGUAUAAAUGCAAUUUUGCUGUCCUAAUUUAGAUUAGGUUUUAAGAAAUCCCUACUCUCCCACUCAAACUAACUUAAACAAGAAGCUACAAUUCUCCGUACCACUGAUAGACCACAAAUAGUUCUUCAUUUUCCUCGGGGAUAAUUGAGCGCGCGUUUUUCACUGACUUUUCUCUCCGCGUGUUACCUCCCUCGCGGCUUGCGGAUUUUGCUCACCCUUCCGUCCCGAGGAAAAUGAGGCACUACUUGUAUCAAUAUGGCGCAAUAGAUCAUUCUCUCUUGUAUGGCGUAAAUGAUACCUGAUUGUGGACCAAACCCCUCUCAGCCAAUCAGAGUGCGAGAGUGCGCGUUAUAUCAGAACUUCAUCAUAAUUUAUUAGUAAUUUAAUGUAACCUUUUUUUUCACUUCCAUUUGUCAAGUCUUCGUCACACAGUUCCCCGAUGAUCAAAAUCUACGAGUAGGGAAAACAGAGACUGUCUUGUGCUCGGCAGAAGGGUACCCAAAACCCACAUUUGUGUGGUACAAGAACUUCAAACGUGUCAAAACGGAAGUGGAUCCUCGCUUUACACUUUUACCCAACGGCUCAUUGGUAAUCGAUCCUGUUCAUGAAAGCGAUACCGGUGACUAUAUUUGCCGCAUCACGCAGCUGGGAGACAAAGUUGGUACCAGCCUGCGCGAGCAAAGGAAAGAUAUAACAGUCAUGGUGUAUGGUAAGUUUGUACUGUUACCGUAAAAUUCCGAAAAUAAGCCCCUCCAUGUAUAAGCCCCUCCAUGUAUAAGCCCCUCCAAAUAUAAGCCCCCCAAACCGGUAACGCAAAAAACCCUCCGUUAAAUCGCCCCUCCAAAUCAGUAAGCCCCCCGAGGGCUUGUACUUGGAAAAUUGUCCUCAAAUACAAAGUAAAGCAAAACAAAAAACGGUAAUUUUACUUCCACCUAUAAGGCUAACCCUAUCGAUUUUGAAACGCAAAUUUCCCUCCAUAGUUAAGCCCCUCCGAAUAUAAGCGGAAGCCCCUCCAAAAAUAAGCCCCUCAAAAAGGGCCUUUGAAAAAUACAAGCCCCUGGGCUUAUUUUCGGAAUUUUACAGUAGUUCCUUUUCGUUGGUUGUGGACAAUUCAUAAAAUAGUGAGGCCAAGUGAUCUAGCCCUUCAAAUAGAGAGGGAAUUGUAUUGGCGAAACUCAGUAGUAGAGGCAAAGUAAGGAGAUGACAGAAGACAAAAGAGACAGGAAAUCAGGCCACAAUAACGCGUUGUUUUCGAGUUAACAAAAACAUUUUGAUGACUUCGUAAGUCUGAAACGAAAGAUUUCUGAAAAGGUACCGUCCACGCUAGCCCCACGAAAACGCAUAUCCGACGAUACUGAGGUUGUUGUUUCGUGCUCAGUACGCCUGCUUCAAUGGCGCCAGUGAUACUUUUGUCUUUUCCCGCCAUUUUUAAGGUUGUCAACAUGUCAUCAAUGAAUGGCUACGAUAUCAGCACUUUAACCUUCGUUUGUCGUUUGUCCAUCAUGAUAUUGAUGCAUCUCCAUUUUGAGAGCGUCGUCGAAAACGUUCGUUUUCUUAAAACUCUUGUUUCCAAAAAUUUGUAUUUUCAGUUUUCUUGCAUGGGCAGAAGACACGAACGAAACGCAUAAAAAUGAAUGCUUGUUUAAACAAAAAAACCUAAUAUAUAGAUUUAGCCAGGGCUAAAAGCGAGGCUCUCGAUAUUAUUUAUAGUUUGUUCAAACAAAAUAUAAAAGCAGCGAAGGCAACGCCGGAGAACGGUGAAAAAGCAACAAUAGGUCUAAUUAGCAAAAAAGCAUCUUUGCACUUGCAGCACACUUUUUUGUACAUUUCUUUGCCGUUGUUUUGCACGACUGCAACGUGAAACUUCCGGAAACUUUUUUAUGGAGGAAAUGUCGUACGUGUUCUCGUUCACUUUUUUUUUUUUUACUGCCGCUCAUUUUCUCCUUGCAUUGGUGGCCGCUAGCAUUUCUCAUUUUGUAUGCCUGUGGUGCGGACGGACGGUCGGGCGUACGGUCACGUGAUUACCAAAUUUUCUUGGAUGGGUAGAUUACCACAUUUUUUUACCCAUGGUGCUCCGCUGCGCGCACUUCGCGCGCGAGAGCUCCGCUAUUACUGUUGACGAAAGAACUAAAUGUAAGAGAAUUAUUUCCCUGUUAUAGCUCCUCCAAGGAUAAACACGGAGAAAUCUACCAACCAAACAGAACUGUACUCGUAUGUGGGCAACCCGACUGCAGUCACCAUCAAAUGCGUGUGGUGGGGUUAUCCGAACCCGACACUCAGCAUACGCAAGAAUGACAUAGAUCUGCCAAGUGGGGAUGUUGAGGUUAAGGAAUGGACAAAAGAAGACUUACUUAGUUAUCUAACAGCUACUGUAAUUACUGAUAGUGAUGAAGACUUUGGAGCGUACACUUGUCAUGCUUCAAACUCUCUCGGCUCGGCGACUCAUAUUGUGGAUAUCUAUAAACAAGGUUAGUGGUCUCCCGCGCAACCUCAAAGUGGCUAAUACACUAGCUGUUUUUCAGGCCACAUGCGAUAACGCGUUGUUUUCGAGUUAGCAAGAACAUAUUGAUAACUGCGUUUUUCAUUCUUGCGUUUUCGCAUCGUUUUCUACAGUCCACGCUAGGCCCUCCAAAACGUAUAUCCGACGAUACUGAGGUUUUCGUUCCGUACCACGUACGCCUGCUUCAAUGGCGCCAGCGAUACUCUUGUCUUUUCCCGCCAUUUUUAAGGUUGUCAACAUGUCAUCAAUGAAUAGCUAUGACCAAGAGCCAUAAUAGGACAGAGAGGGACACUCCCAGUCACGCCUUUGGGAUAUCUUAAUCCCAAAAAAGUUAUUUUUAGAACUAUGCGGACCAUGCGGAAACAGUUUCCGGUAAACUGGUUGACUUCCGGAAGAUUCAGCGCGCCAAAGCGAGGCGAGGUCAAUAAAUGAAAAAAAUGGCUGCUAAAGUGGAGGGUGUGUACUUGAUAAAUUGUCCUUCUUCAACGAAGAACCUACCAUAGAAAAUAGUUAAAACUUCUACACAAACGGAUCCUUUACAAGAAACGGUAGAAAUAUAGUUAAAGCGACCGCGUGGACCAUCGUUUUUGUUGGAACAGCUGGAAAGAGGACAAGUAGCAUUGCGUUUUACACAAAAUGCGCGGGUCCUACAAAGACGACCGUACAAGCGACCAUGUGGACGUACUUUCUGUUGAAAGAGGAAGGAAUAAAACGUAUAAAGGUUUCCAGUAUUUUUCUCAAGGACAUGACCAGGAAUCAUGUGGAAAACACCUUUUCCUGCUUUGACUGAUAUUUUGUACCGUACUUUACACUGGACAAUUAACAAUUAUUCUUGAACACUAGGUGAAUAGAAGCGGAAUAUUCGCGGCGAGGUUAAUAUUCCUAAAGCCACUAUUCAGCAAGAUUAAAAAUCUGUAAGGAGACCAUUUAAGUUCAAUGUGAUUGACGGUUUUGACGGAUCAAUUCAUCUGUGAAAAUCGGUAUGUGCAAAAGUUUGAUCUUUACAGAAUUUUCAAACAUUGCAAAUCAAAUCGCUGAGUUAAAAAUCCUUUCGCAAACAGUGGCCUAAUAAUGGGUUAUAUGGAAUAGCCAGAACUUUAAAUUCUGCCUCCCAGCCUGUAAAGAAAAGAAGAGCUUUGUUUUCAUCUGUCGACUCGCCAAGUUAGGAAAAAAGGGUUCUUGUGCAGCAAAUUUGUGUUGUUUUUUAAUAAGUGUAGACAAUGGUGUCCUGGUUGCUCGAGGUAAGGCGCCGUUUCUCUGUAGUUUUCUUGACAUUGAAAUCUCGAAAUUUCGUAAAGAUUUGCUUUUAAUUUUUUUUUGUCACAAGUUGAAUUUGAUUUCUGGGGAAAAUUCGCCUUUGAAGGAAAUGUUGAGUUUACACAGAAGCCACCUCUUCUAUUCAAUUUGUAAUUGUCAACAUUCCAUCGAGCGAAAAAUACUGCUCAGUAAAGUUCAUCGGACAACGUUCUUGAAUACUUUGAAGUCUUCCUUACCUUCAAAAAAAUGGACCCUAGGAUUUUGCCGAAUUCUGAAAGGUUCUUACUCUAAAAAAGAUUGGCAAAACACCGAGCUAUCUCAUUUUUUACUCGAGAGGCUAAAACACCACAAAGAUCACUGAAUUCUGAAAACGAUUUUUGCUUGUAAAAGCUUUAUUUGUGUAAGGCAGAAGCAUAUAACCCCGAAGCGUAUAACUCUGUCGUAAUGCUUCUGUGUAAGGUUAUUUGUGUUUUUUCAUGUUGAAAUAAAUACGACAGUAUGAUAAUCUCAUGUGGCGUUUAUUUACUUUAUGUGGUUUUACCUAGCCUAAUAUUUUCCUCAUACACCUGUAAUAAUUAACUUUUACAGAUCCUGCACCACAAUGUGUAGGUAUAGAUCAGUCCAUACAACCCCAAGCAUUCAUUAUGCGUGUUAAAUAAUGUAAACUUGCUGUAUGUAUAAUAAAUGUAGGGGUUUGAAUGCAAAUCGUACCACAGGCAUUCGUGGAUGCACAGGACCUUUUGAUGUUGUGUUUGCCACUUAUUGAUCUAGCAAGUUUUCUCUAUUUUAGUAAGCACUCAUGUUUUUAGGUGUCAGCUGCUGAAUGUAGUCUUUUCUUUUAUUCGCUAUAGAAAGCACUCAAAAGUAUUAAGAAUAAAAACUACGGCAAUAAGUUCAAGCUGUUUAUAGCUUCUUACUGAGUUGUCUCUUAUUUUUUUUACCCCCUCCCACACAGAAAAAAAUACAAACUUAUAAUAGUGUAUGGCAAAACCUGUAUAUUUAAGCGGACCUGAUAUUAAAAGUUACAUCCUAUGUUAAGCAGAUGAAUAGCUCAGUAUGUUUGAAAAGUUUCUAACCAUAUUUUCAGAGAAAACAGUGUUUUCAAAAAUAAAUGUAUCCAUACCCAUUUUAAGGGGUAUUUUCUUUUUGGUAAAAGGUUUCAACCAAUCAUUAGAGCUGCAAACAUUAUAGCCAACUGAAGAAAACUUUACAUUGAUUUUAUGUUCCAGACGUAAUGCAUGGGAUAUCUGUUUUAUUCAGAAUCAUAAGAUUUUGUUAUAAGGAUUCAUAUACAUGCUGCUUUGCAAAUUUUUCUUGAAUUUUGCUGCCUAAACCAAUCAGAGGUAUAAUGCAGACAAUAGUAAAGUGAGAACCUUUUUGCAUUUCAACAUGUUUAAACAUCGACUUUAUUGAUAUUAAUGUUGCAUUUCUGAUGCUCUUAAAGCGGAGUCUGCAGGCAGAGCAAGUUUGUGUGAUCUUUUGCUUUUAAUCCACCAUGACACCCCAAUCCUUCUCUUUAAAUAGUCUAAUAAAUUCACAUGUUGCUGGCCUGCACAUUAUGAUUGAUCAGGCCUCAUGCAACCACUAAGACAUCACAGGAAAUUGAGGUUGUUAUUAUCAGUUAAGCUGAUCAGUAUUUGAGAAUAUGACCUUCAUUGAGGAAGGGUUUAAGUUAAAAAUGGCAGUAUCACAUUAAAAUAAAACCUUUGGUCACACCUUGACCUCUUAAUUAGGUCAAGUUUCUUUCAUUGGUGAGUUAAUCAAUUUAUGCACCUGCAUGCCAGGAUUGCAUUGAGAGAAACAUUCUGGAGCAAUAAAACAUAGUGUGUGACUGAAUCAAUUGCAUCUAUUCAUGCCAUGGCUUGAAAGAGGCAAUGUAGAGAAAAGCAUCUAGAAGGAGACAAAUUAAUAUUAAUGUAGUGUAUACAAUAACAUGUGUAACAUGAGUUGAGUUUGAUCAUCCAGGUGAACGUAGUCCUGAAUAGGACUGUUGUUGUUGACAGUGACUACGUUCACGCGGACGAUCAAACUCAACAUACUUUUGAAAUGACUCCUGGGUUCAAACCUUUCACAAUAAUGUGUGUGUCACUCAGUUGGUCACACUCUUCUCAGUAUUCCUCAAAUUUCAAAUCCCAAAUGUAUUGGCAGCCACACAGUUUAAAAGAAGUAUAAAAAAUAAUAAAUAAAUAAAUAAAUAAGUGCUCCCUUGCCCCAAAAUAUAGAACUUGCACUGUUUGUCAAACUUGUACAUUAUUUUCCCCAGUAUCAAUUCCAUGGCAAGGUCAUGCAGAGAUCUUAAAAGAGAAUUCAUGAUUGCUAGUAUUCUUGUUCCUUCAAUUCAACCUGUCAGAAAACAACAGAAAAGUUGGCAGACAUUGAAAGACAUAUAGAUUGCAAGCAGUCUCUCUUUUGCUUGAAAAUGUGUGUUUAGAGUAUUUGAGUAGCGAUUUGAAUUUGCGCCCUCGCAACUCACACAACUUUGCUGCUCAAAUACUCGCCACAGAUUUUCAAGCUGAAGAGAGACUGCUCACAGUCUAAAAGACACACAACAUAAAAAUGAUGUACCAGUUUUAUGAAACCUUUACAUGUUGUAUUUUAUGUUAUAUCUUCAGGGAGGGAGCCAGCCUGGCAUAAGGACUCAGUUCUUCUCUCUUUGCACCCUCACUCAUCCUUCUUUUUACCACCUAUUUUUAUGUAUACAAGGUUGUUAUAAAUAAAAAAAAACCUGUAUAAUUUUUAGAAUUAGGGGGACAUCCACACAAACUUUGCUCCUUUCUGCUAAUUAGAGAUAUCCACUAAAUACUGGUUUGUUUUUCUUAAAUUGUGGAAAGAAAUGUUUUGCCACAUUUUGAGCUAUUCGACUGCUGAAUACAGGGUGUCUGCUUAAUAUGGGGUCUGCAUACCAUACAAUGUAGAAAAUGAGUUAAUUAGGCUUUCACUGAGGAGGGGAGGUACAAGAAAUAAGACAUAAUCAUAAACAAGAAGCUAUACACAGCUUGAACUUAUUGCAGUAGUUUAUAUUCUUAACACUUUUGAGUGCUUUCUAUAGAGAAAAAAAGAAAAGACUACAUUCAGCAGCCGACACCUAACACCAUGAGUGCUUACUAAAGUAGACAAAACUUGCUGGAUCAAUAAGUGGCAAACACAACAUCAAAAGGUCCUUUGCAUCCAAACCCCUACAUUUAUUAUGCAUGCAGCAAGCAUAUAUUAUUUAAGACACAUAACAAAUGUUUGGGGUUGUAUGGAAAUCUUACCUAUAGAUUGUGGUGCAGGAUCUGUAAAGGUUAAUUAUUACAGGUGUAUGGGGAAAAUAUGAGGCUUGGUAAAGCAAACUUCAGAUGAGAUUAUCAUACUGUCGUAUUUAUUUCAACACCAUUUACAACAUGAAAAACACAAAUAACCUUACACAAAUAAAGUUUUUACAAUCAAAAAUUGGUUUCAGGAUACACACUCAGUGAUAGUGUUUUAACCUCGCGAGUAAAUAAUUCGUGAGCUCCUUGUUUUGCUAAUUUUUUUUAGAGUAAGAACCUCUCAGAAUUUGGCAAAAUCCUAGGGUCCACUCUUUUGAAGGUAUGAAAAUACUUCAAAGUUUCAAUAUUUUUUGCUCGAUGGAAUGUUGACCAUUACAGUUUAAUCGAGUAGAAGGGGUGGGUGAACUCAACAUUUCCUUUAAAGACAAAUUUUCCCCCGAAAUCAGAUUCAACUGACUUAUGAGAAAAAAAAAUGAAAGCAAAUGUUAACGAAAGCUCGAGAUUUCAAUCAAACAGGACAGAGAAGACUACAGAGAAACGGCUCCUUUAAUACCUCAAGCAACCGGGCCACCAUUGUCUGCACUUACAAAGAACAGCACAAAUUAGCUGCACAAAAAACCUUUUUCCUCUAACUUGGCGAGUCGACGAAUGAAAACAAAGCUCUACUUUUCUUCUUAGGCUUGAAAGUACAAUUUAAACUUCUGGCGAUUCCAUAUAACCCAUAUAGGCUAUUGUUUCCGAUUUGAUUUGCAAUGUUUGAAAAUUCUGUAAAGAUGAAACCUAUUGUUUACCGAUUUCCACGCAUGAUUUGAUCCGUCAAUCAAAUUGAGCUUUUUGGUUUCUUUACUGAUUUAGGAACAUUAACCUCCGCUUCUAUUAACCUCGUGUUCAAUAAAGAAUUGCUAAUUGUCCAAUGUGAAGUGCGGAACAAAAUAUCAGUCAAGCAGGCAAAGGUGUGUUCCACAAGAUUCCCGGUCAUGUCCGUGACAAAAAUACUGGAAACCUUUAUACGUUCUUUUCCUUCCUCUUUCAAGAGAAAAUACGUCCACAUGGUUGCUUGUACGGUCGUCUUUGUAGGACCCGCGCAUUUUGUCUUCAACGCUUAUCCGGGCCGCAAUGCUACUUGUCCUCUUUCCAGCUGUUCAAACAAAAACGAUGGUCACGCGGUCGCUUUUACCGAUUUCUACCGUUGCUUGUAAAGGACCCUUUUGUGUAGAAGUUUUAAGCAGUUUCUAUGGUAGGUUCUUUGUUGAAGAAGGCCAAUUUAUCAACUUCACAUCGUCCUACCACUUGUGCCGCCAUUUUUUUUAUUUGUUGACGGUGCCUCGCUUUGGCGCCCUGAAAUCGUGAAAGCGAGUCUUCCGGAAGUGAACCAGUUUACCGGAAACUGUUUUCGCAUGGUCCGCAUAGUUCUAAAAAUAACUUUUUUGGGAUUAAGAUAUCCCGGCCAACGCCCUGAGUGUCCCUCUCUGUCCUAUUAUGGCUCUUGCUAUGACAUCAGCACCUUAACUUUCGUUUGUCGUUUGUCCAUCAUGAUAUAGAAGCACCUCCCUUUUGAGAGCGUCCUCGAAAACGUUCGUUUUCUUAAAACUCUUGUUUCCAAAAAUUUGUAUUUUUUUGUUCUUGAAUGGACACAAGACAAGAACGAAACGCAUGAAAAUGAAUGCUUGUUUAAACGAAAACCCAUGACUGUUGACGCCGGGGAGGGGGGGGUACUCCCUAUAAUGGCCCAUACGGGGAGACUCCAUCCGAAAGGGGUACCUUUUCUCGUAGAAGUAUACCAAAGGGGAGCAGUUAAAAGGGUUGCAAAUUUCUAAACAAGGUAUGUGAAAGGGGUACCAUUUUUCAAUAGCAAAUAUACGAAAGGGGUACCUUUUUCGUGUAAAAUAGUAUAUAUGAGGGUAAGGGGUUGGACCUCCGGGCGGAGCCUCCGAGUAUAACAAUUUGUCGAGUACCCCCUCCCCCCGGGUGUUGACGAAAGAACUGUAAGAUAAUUAUUUCCGUGUUAUAGGUCCUCCAAGAAUAAACUUAGAAGAAUCUACCAAACAAACAGAACUGUACUCGUAUGUGGACAACCCGACUGCAGUCACCAUCAAGUGCGUGUGGUGGGGUGAUCCAAAGCCGACACUUAGCAUACGUAAGAAUGACACAGCUCUACCAAGUGGGGAUGUUGAGGUGAAAGAACCGACAGGAGAAAACAUGCUUAGUUAUCUGACAGCUACUGUAAUUACUGAUGGUGAUGAAGACUUUGGAACGUACACUUGUCAUGCUUCAAACUAUAUCGGCUCGGCGAAUUAUAGUGUGGAUAUCAAUAAACCAGGUUAGUGGAAUACUUCAAGUGAACUACAAAAAUGUCUGGACGGUACAUCUUAAGCAGUGACUGUUAAUUGAGGUUACAACAAAUAUUCAAAUCUAGGACAAUACUCUCUUAAAGAUAAGUUGAUUUCCCAUUUUAGAAAAAUGCAAUAGUUGUUUAUUUUACAUCUCUAAGGUUAUCGCCAGGUCCUGUUACAGUGUUUACGAAAACCAAGUUAAAAAAAUGAUGCCAUCAAGAAGUUUACAAGAAAAAGGCGCAACAUCUACCCUUCAGAUGUGCAAAGAUACCAAUAUAAUGCGAAAGAUUUAUCAAUCAUCCCUGUUUAAUGAUAAAAAUGCUUUCAGAAAUAAAUAAUAUAUAUAUAUAUAUAUAUAAAUGUUUUCAGAAUUCAGUUAUACGCACGGGCGUAAGUGCGUUUAUGGACGUUCCGCUCCUGAACGUCUGAAGACGUAUGUCGUACGAAACGUCAAGUUAAAUGUUAUAGCAGUCAGUAUUUGUCUCCAGUUUUUUUACCAUAUCUGAGUCACAAGUUUGCACGUUAUCUCUCAGUAAGCUAAGGUGGCCCAAGAACAAGAGUGUUAUAAGACAGUUUUUGACAGAGCAGAUUGCUGAAAUGUUAAUACAGCAUAUUUUGUUGUUAUUUUUGUUCAGGUCCUCCAACUGCCCCUCAAAACAUCACGUUUAAUCUCACCUGCGAUCACUUAACAGUGGCCUGGACGCCACCAGAAUUUGAUGGUGGGCUACCGCUGGUACGUUAUUCCGUGGAGAUCAAUGAUACGAGCCAGUGGUCGUAUUCGGUGUUUGUCGAGGUGCCCAAAAACAGAUUUACGUUUACGAGCAAAGACGGUUUAAAACCAGGGACUUUGUACACAGUUUAUGUUCAAGCUUUUAACGAAUUUGAGAAGGGAGAAAAAGGACAGAGCUCGGUGAUAUCUGCUUACUGUAAGUAUCUUAAAACAAAUAGAACGACGAGAUUUACACAGAUUAAUUGUAUUACAGCCAGCGUUGAAGUCUAUUCUAAAUAACUUUUGCGUUGAUAUCUUGGCGAUAUUAAAGGGCAAAACAAGUCACAUGAUAGAUAAGAAGCGCGGGAAAAUAAGGUAGAGGUCCCAGUCGCGAGAAAUUACCCAGCGGCCAAUUGGUGCGAGCGCGGGAAAUUUUUUUGCCACAAGGCGCCUGCAAGAACAGGAAAUGACACAACCAGUUUCAAGUUCAAAAUAGUGUGCAUGGUUUCGGAUCAAACUCAAAGUAGCGCUGGUGGUUCGUGAUACUUGAAUGGAUUGAGUCGUUUUACCUUUCAACAUGACCAGCAGAAGAACUAACCCAAAAAAAUAAACCAGAUAGGGCACUUUCAAGUCCACGUGCCCUGGAUGCCUACCAGUGAUAUUUGUUUAGGAAAUUGCCUUUGCAGGUUUCUUAACAUUUUGAUAACUUCGUAAGUCUGAAACGAAAGAUUUCUGAAAAAGCACCGUCCACGCUAGGCUGUUGAGGGAUUUUACCUGCAGAAGUAUAUGAAAGGGUAGGGAGAUCUGUCAUUUGGGUCUGUGAAAAGGCCCAAAGGCCUAACGGAUGAAUUUUACGGCUUUAUAAAGUCGAGAAAACGUUCUAUUUUGGGGAUUGAUUUCUAUUAAAAUGACAGUGCAUUUACAGCAGUUAAAAGGGAUGCAAAGUCGCAAACAAGGUAUGUGAAAGGGGUACCCAGGGCAGGUAUACGAAAGGAAUACCUUUUUCGUGAAAAAUGGUAUAUAAAAGGGCAAGGGGUUGGACCUCGGGGCGGAGCCUCCCUGCAUAAAAAUUUGUUGAGUACCCCCCCCCCCCCGGUGUUGACGAAAGAACUAAAUGCAAGAUAAUUAUUUCCCUAUUAUAGGUCCUCCAAGAAUAAACGUAGAAGAAUCUACCAAAAAAACAGAACUGUACUCGUAUGUGGGCAACCCGACUGCAGUCAUCAUCAAGUGCGUGUGGUGGGGUUAUCCAAACCUGACACUCAGCAUACGCAAGAAUGACAUAGAUCUACCAAGUGAGGAUUUUGAGGUUCAGGAACCGACAGGAAAAGACAUGCUUGGUAAUCUAACAGCUACUGUAAUUACUGAUGGUGAAGAAGACUUUGGAACGUACACUUGUCAUGCUUCAAACCCUCUCGGCUCGGCGACUUAUGUUGUGGAUAUCAAUGAACAAGGUUAGUGGAAUACUUCAAGUGAACUACAAAAGUGUCCGGAAGGUACAUCUUAAGCAGUGACUGUUAAUUGAGGUUACAACAAAUAUUCAAUUGUAGAACAAUACUUUAUUGUGUAAGAUAAGUUGAUUUCCCAUUCCCGUUUUAAAAAAAUGCAAUAGUUGUUUAUUUUACAUCUCUAAGGUUAUCGCCAGGUACUGUUACAGUGUUUACGAAAAACAAGGUAAAAAAAUGAUGCCAUCAAGGAAUCUACGAGCAAAGGGAGCGACGUCUACCCUGAUGUGCCAAGAUACCAAUAAAAUGCGAACGAUUUAUCAAUCAUCCCUGUUUAAUGAUAAAAAUGCUUUCAAGAAAUAAAGUUCUACGCACGGGCGUAAGUACGUUUAUGGACGCUCCGCCCCUGAACUUCUGAAGACGUAUGUUGUACGAAACGUCAAGUUAAAUGUUAUAGCAGUCAGUAUUUUUCUCCAGUUUUUAUACCUUAUCUGUCUUAUCUUAAUCACCAGUUUGCACGUUAUCUCUCAGUAAGCUAAGGUGGCCAUAAAACAAGAGUGCAGCAAAUGCUGAAAUGUUAAUACAGCAUAUUUUGUUGUUAUUUUUGUUCAGGUCCUCCUACUACCCCUCGAAACAUCACGUUUACUCUCACCUGCGAUCACUUAACAGUGGCCUGGGCGCCACCAGAAUUUGAUGGUGGGCUACCGCUGGUACGUUAUGCCUUGGAAAUCAAUGAUACGAGCCAGUGGUCGGAUUCGGUGUUUGUCGGGAUGACCACAAACAGAUUUACGUUUACGAGCAAAGACGGUUUAAAACCAAGGACGUUGUACACAGUUUAUGUUCAAGCUUUUAACGAGAUUGAGAAGGGACCAAAAGGACAGAGCUCGGUGAUAUCUGCUUACUGUAAGUAUCUUAAAACAAAUAGAACGACGAGAUUUACACAGAUCAAUUUUAUUACAGCCAGCGUUGAAGUGUAUUCUAAAUCACUUGUACGUUGGUAUCUUGGCGAUAUUAAAAAGCAAAGCAAAUCACAUGAUAGGUGAGAAGCGCGGGAAAAUAAGCUAGAGGCCCCAGUCGCGGGAAAUUACCCAGUGGCCAAUUGGUGUCGAGCGCGGGAAAUUUUUUUGCCACCAGGCGCCGGCAAGAACAGGAAAUGACCACCAGUUUCAAGUUCAAAAAAGUGUGCAUAGUUACCUUCUUGAUUAGAAAUAUUAUUAACUGUAAAUAGAAAACGACUGAGAGACUUCAAAACAGUUUUCAAGUAUAUAGUGCUUACUUGAGCUAUUAAUUUUUUUUUCCAAAAAAUUCCUUUUCCUUCGUCCAUAGGCCCCCCGAGUGGACCUUACACCAUAACGAAUAACGUCACGUGGUUAAACAGUACGAGCUUCACACUAAAGUGGACCCGCCCUCCCAAUGACGGCGGAGAUCCCGAUCUGCGAUAUAUUGUUGAAUACAGCAAGGAAACAGCUGAUGGAAAAUAUGUGCACUGGAACUCGCGCAAGAAUAUUCUCACCCAAGAAUACAAUGUGACAGGUCUGGAAAGCGGUUCCAAAUACGAAUUCCGGGUUUUCGUAUCCAAUGUUGCCGGAAGAAAGAGAGAGCCCGCGGUAAAAGAGUUUAAUGUGUACAGCGGUCUUGAUGUAACUCCUACACCAACCGACCCAGGUAAAAUCAGUAGCUUUUUGCACGGGCGGAUCUAGGGGGCGGGGGCAGCUGGUGCGAAGCCCUACAGGUCGAGAAAUGGACGCUGCGAAGCCAUUGAUAUGAAAAAUAUGCAAAUAAAAUGUCGCCCGUUUUGAAAGUGAGAUUUUUUGAACAGUUCUUACGAAUAAGUUAUGUCGAGAAAUGUAAUAAAUGAAGCACCGAGGUCCGAAUAAGUUUUGAAGCGAGGCAUAACUGGACAUUAAAGGAUCAUCGUCACCAAUGUUAUCAUCGUUAUCAUUUUCACCUCCACCACCUGUAUCACCAUGACGACCACAAUCCUCACUGCCAUCAUCAUUUUCAUAAUCAUUACCUUCACAGCCAUCGUGAUAAUCGUAGUCAUCUUCGUUAUUAUCAUUUUCAACUUUUCCAGUGUAUCUUGUCAUUCAUUUCCGCAUUCCCGCUUAUUUUUCACGGGAAUCCCGCAUCCCGAACUUCCACCGUCAUUCGGCCGGGAGUUUAUCCCUAAUAUCGCUUUUUUCCUAAUACCGCAUCCGUGCUUAAAAUGUGGCAUAUCCCGUAUCAUGUUAACGUUUCCCGAAUCCCGCACUGUCUUUUAUCCAAUUUCCGGAUCCCGGGAAUACCCUUCCAGACACCGUAAGUAGUUUACACAUUCCGAACUUCUGCCUUCAUUAUCCCUAAUAUAGCUUUUUUCCAAACCUGCAUCCGCACUCAAAAUUGUGGCAUAUCCCUUAUCCCGGGUAGCAAUCAAACGCCGUAUCCCGUUAACGCUCCCUGAAUACCGCACUGUCUUUUAUCCAAAUCCUGGAUCCUGGGAAUACGCUUCCAGACACCGCAAGCAGUUUACGUUUCAACUCCUUUUUAAUUUCGUCUUCAAAUUAGGUCCUUCUGGUCAGCCAUUGUUGGUUUACGACAUGUCAGUCAACUGCACGUCAUUCUAUAUGCAGGUGGAGUUCAUUCUCAAGUCUUCCUACCUUGAUACGGAGACCUUCCGCUUUGACAACAAAUCAUGCGGCUCCCAUACUGUCACUUCUGAACACGUCUCUUUAAGGACACCGUUGGAUGCUUGCGGAACAACUAAUAAGGAUGGCGAAGAUUCGGUGACGUAUUUUAAUAAAAUUGUGGCGGAAACAGCAGACAAGGAGACUAUUUAUAUAGUUGAGUUUCCUUUCUCUUGCACUUAUGGCGUCCGUGAGACUAUUGGAUCUCCAAGCUUUCAACCCAGGAAAAAGAUCACGUAUCUGAAAGGUAAAAUACAAUUGCUUGAUUCCCUCUCCAUUUAUUUAAGGAGCGCAAAUUAACACGGGCUAUCAACGCUACGCUACGCUUCUCCCCCCUUCCCCCCUAAGGGAUGGGAAGGGGGUGCUGCGGUCGAUGCAAUCAUUGAUCCUUCGACAUCGUAUGAGUAGGGAUGAUAUAGAAGUUAUUAAGGGCGCGUUCGAUUGACAAAGAAUAAAUGGAGUCAACUCUGUCAUUUGUUUUGGCCUUCAUUGCAUUGUAAUGCCUAGAAAUCUCCUUGAAAUAUAAUAUGCCGAUGUAUGUAGCGUUUAAGUGGUCCAAAAGUCACGAUGCGAGGGAUUUGUAUUAACAAAAAAUUGCGUUUUCUUCUUCCUGGAUCCGCUUAAUCAAACGCACCCUUAAUGAGCUUUGUAGAGGAGCGUUGCCUGAUGACACAAAAAAAGGCUGCGUUCGACACUACCCUCCCGACAUUUUAUUUGCCAACCGAUACUACACUUCAAUCUGCUCUGAUUGGCUGAGAGUGUUUGUUGGCUCGAAAAAUGAAUUUACACAUGGUUUGAAAGGCUAAUACGCUGUGGAAAUGUCUCCCAGGCCUCAGGAGAGAGAUUGACACUCCGGUGGGAUAGGCUCUUGUGUAAGCGUUAGGCAGGAAAAACAGCUGUUGAUAUUUUUAAGCUGAUGUCUUCAUUGUGUAUUUUAUGCUUAUGCCCUUGUUUAUGUCUUUAAAGUCUUUAAAGAGGCCUGUCUUAUUAAUCAGUUCUCUGAUUUAGGCCCGGCCAGACGCCGCUCUCUUGCCGAAAAGAGGUUAAUACGGCAAAAGUCUGGCCUGUAAGCGAUACGGCAGUCUUAAUUUGUUGGGGCAAAAACGUUAAGUUCGACAGGGGCUGUCGCAUUAUUCGACAUUGGAGCGACAGGUGAUUCACCCGGCGUUCUUCUCAUACAUGAAAAUAAAGAUUAGGUUCGACACACGGUGCGCCGUCUGAAUCAGAUGUCGCGCCAAUGUCGCUCCAAAGUCGAACCAAACUCAGUUAGGUUCGGCACAUGAGUGGAGCGGCGUCUGAACCGGGCCUUAGCAACUGAACGGGAACGUCAGUUGACGACGGCGCGCGCAAAUCAAACAACUGGAUUGACCAAUGGCAGAGCGGCAAAUUGAGCAACGGAAGUCGUGUUUAGUCCUUUCCGCGCGCUUUCCCGUCGUCAACUGACCUUCCUGUCCUGUUGCUAAAUCAGCCUAUUAUAAACGGUCGUGGUCACCUUUUCCUCAGGUCCCAAUGAGAUAUUUUUUAUUAUCUCUUUCUCUACUAAACAGUCACUUUGACGAGAUGUAGCCUCCUAAUGCAACAAAUACGCUGUGUAUGGUAUUUAAUGGUCUUUUACUUCCCUUGUUUUGGCACAAGAAGAAAUAGAAACAAUUUGAGGUCGAUUUGUCGGGCGAUUUUUUCUUCCUCUUUCACCAUCUUGAAGUUCAUUUUCUUGAAUAACACUUAGGUUUGCCAAACCUGUAUUAAACGGUCAUCCUGUAUAAGGCGGUCAGUGAACCAUUUCCCAAGGGUAAAUACAAGUUUGACUGUAUUUUCAACAGGCUUUAUAUCACAACCUUUUGUUACUCUUUUCAGAGGGACACGGAAACUUCUCCUUCGAAAUGGGUUUAUAUCGGAGCUCCGAGUACAAGACCCCGUACGACGUGUCGGAAUACCCGGUCAAUGUGGACCCGUUUGGUCACCUUUACUGUGAAGCUAAACUUGACACGUCAGACUCCGGACUCGUUCUUCUUGCUGAUACUUGUGUGGCGACGCCAUCUAUGAACCCCGCAGAUAGUAUGCAGUAUAUAUUUAUAGAUGACGGGUAAUGUAUCUGAUUUGUUGUUUGGGUGUAAUUUUUCUUGCCAAUUUGAGCUGAAUCAUCACCGUCAACCUCAUCUUCACCAUUAUCUUUGUUAUCAGUUUUAUCAUCGCCAUUCAUAUCUCCAUCCAUUUCAUCGUUGUCAUCAUUAUCCCUAUUCAUCAUAAUAAUCAUCAUCAUCAUUAUAAAUAACAUAAUCAUCAUAUGUUUGCCGUUCUUGUUGCCGUCGCUGUCGUCGUUGCUUAAGCUCCUUCUUUGCGAGCUUUAGUAUCGACUACGGCAACGGCAGCGAAAACGUCGCUUUUAAAAUGAAUUGGCGUUUUUCAAACUUUUUCAAAGUUUAUUCCAAUUGGCUGAAAAUGUCUAACGUAGGCAAAUUUCUCUAGAGUUGUUUUCUUGGGGACCGCAUUCAAGUUAAGAAAGAGAAAGAAAAUUUCGUCGUCGCUUGUUUACGUCCUCCAUAAAACGUGAAAUUAGGCAUUUUCACGUCGUAGUCGUGCAGUGACGGCUAAGAAAUGUACAGAAAAGCAUGAUGCACGUGCAAACUUGUAGUUUUGCUUAAUGAACCUAUUGCUGUUUUGACGAUCUCGAUGGCGUCGCCGUCGCCGUCGCUAAAACUAGGGAGCUUUAGCAUCGACGGCGGCAACGGCAGCGAAAACGUCAGUUUUAAGAUGGAUUCCCGUUUUUUUUCAAUCUUAGUCGCGUUUAUUCCAAUUUCUUGAAUCGUCACUUGUUUACGUCCUCCAUAAAACUUACAAUUAGGCAUUUUCACGUCGUAGCCAUGCAAGGACAGUAAAGAAAUGUACAAAAAAGCAUGAUGCACGUGUAAAGUUGUUGUUUUGCGUAAUAAACCUAUUCCUUUUUCCGUCGCCGUCGUUGUUGCUAAAGCUCCCUAUUAGGCUGAUUUAGCAACAGGACGGGAACGUCAGUUGGCGACAAGAAAGCGCGCGGAAAGGACUACACACGACUUCCGGUGUCCAAUUUGCCGCUCUGCCAUUGGUCAAGCCAGUUGUUUGAUUUGCGCGCGCCGUUGUCAACUGACGUUCCCGUUCUGUUGCUAAAUCAGCCUAUUAUCUCUCACCAUACGUCACCUUCUGCAAGACCCUCCUACACAAUAGCGCGGUGCGUAUUUCAAACUAUUUCCUCCUGUCGUUCUAGAUGUCCUGUCGAUAACGGAACUAAAUACGACCAUACAUUAACCCCAACUCAGCGAUUCCGGUUGGACCCAUUUCGAUGGGUUCCUGAAAACUACACAUUAGUGUAUCUCCAUUGCAACGUCAUUGUCUGUCAAAAAUAUGGUAGCACGCGCUGCAGUAUGGGAUGCCAACCAGACAGCAGGCGCGCAAGGAGUAUUGGGAAGGACGAAAUACACCGUGUCACCCUUGGUCCCAUAAGACUUCGCAAAUCGCAGCAGUCUACGCCUGAGAGAGGUAAAUUAUAAUAAGUAUCUUUUGCUAACUCUACUUUUCACAACGACCCAAUCUCGUACCCAGGUUUUUUGGACAAAAACGAAGACUUUCGGCUUCAUAAAAAAAAGAUCUGGGCAAGAGAUUAGCCGCGGUCAUGAAAUUGUUGUUCUUGUUUACCAUACGUUUAUAAUUAGUUUUUUCCCAACGUCGAAAAAUCUCAUUGACCACUUCGAGGUCACAUGACAUCUAACAAUGAAACUUUUUCCCGCCAAAAGUCUUGGAGCGGGCAAAAUUGCAAAACUCUGACGUGAGAGGGUCAAUGGGGAAGUUGAGGAAGUUGACCGCAUGCUGAGAUUACAGAUUGUACACGUAGAAGUUUCUCUUCGUGGGCUAUAUAACAAAUCACUUAAUGGCUGGUCUCUCCAGUCAUGAACAAUAAUUAAAAUAUAUCAACAUGCAUAUUCCCCACAAUGUUCUCCGUACAUUUCAUUUGAUACCGAUGAAGAGAAUUUAACAGUCACAACCUUUUUACAUUUGUUGACCAUUUCCUGUUUUCUCACAACCUUUAUAAUUGACUGAGCUGUGUACCGUAAGGAGAAGUUUGAUUAUUGGUCACACUCAAGAGUUAGCAAAGGGUUAAGUGACUGUUAUUGAAGGCGCUUGUGAACCUUUUUAGUUCAUUUUCAAUUGAAGUUAAUUUACUAUUACUCUUUUGUUUUGCUAUAGAACCAUUAUCACAACCAGACCAGCCUUCUUCGUCAAGCAUGCCUACAUGGAUGCUAAUCUUGUGUAUUUGUGGAGCUAUCAUCGGACUUGGCUUGAUGCUUUAUGGUGCCGUUCAUCUCUUCUUGUAUCUCACCUCCGAUCCUCAAAACGUAGCCGUACCACCUGUCCAAAAAAAUUCAGAAGAGAUGGAAUUAUUUUGUCCCGAAAAAGUUUAGAGUUACAGUAAAACUGGUAACAAAAGCGGGCAACUUGUUUUGCAAAAUUGUUGCAGAACAAGUUGAAAAGAAUGUUGCGCGUUUUACCAUCCAUUUUCAAACCUGUUUUGUAACAAAUCAGGUUUUUGUUGUAAGUUGCGUGAAUUCUGAUUUCGGAUUGGUUUAAAAUUACGCGGGAGUUCUGCUAUACUCGGGAGUUACGUCACUUGUUGGAAAACAAGUUUGCCUUGGCUGGUAAAACGCGCAACAUGUACAGAUUUUGUUGCAAAAAGUAGAACAACUCUCUUCUUUUUGCAACAACUUUUCGCAAGCUGCUGCAGCCUGGUUAGUCUGCUACACAGCCGUUUUUAGAGUCGUCACGCAACGCUCCUCCCACUGAGCGUUGCGUGACGACACUAAAAACGGCCGUGUAGCAGACUACACCCUGGUUUGUUGCAAUACAGUUUGAUUCGUGGCUGGUAAAACGCGCAACAUCGCUAUUCAACUCGUUUUGCAGCCAAGCUGUAAAAAAAGUUGCAGGUUGUUGUUGCCCGUUUUACCGUAUGUUAAGAUGAAGAUUCGCCGGGCUUGAAUCUAAAUUUUCAACGAGCACUCCCGAAGUUUUCAUAAGGAAGUUCCCGCAUUCCAUCCCCAGGCACUAGCUUUGAACCGUCUUAGAAUAAAAAUUGUAGGGGUCGCUUUAAAAUAUUUAUAGGCAUGGCUAAUGUAAUUAUAGGAAUAUUUAUAGCAAUGGUUACGGGGAGAUUAAUAGAAUUACGCUAUUAUCUGAGAAUUUUUCGUGUCUUGUUUUCCCAGUUUAUCUAUAUGUUGUUUUUCUCUUUGUCAUUUGGAGGGCAUCAAAUGCUGUUUGUAUUGUAAAUCUUUGAAGACGUUCAAUAAAAAAUGCUUUAUAAGGAGU